AUGACCAAGCUGAAUAAGGAGUCGGUCCAUGAGCUUUUGACUCAGGCUGAUAUGGUGGCUAGUUCUAUAGAGGAGCUGUGUAAAAUUGAGAAGGGCCCUGCGGUGAAUCCUGAUAAUCGUCGUUAUGAAGUUGGUGAUGCGUUCUGGAAAUCAUGCGACAUGC
Perkinsus marinus ATCC 50983 is the source of this 163-nucleotide messenger RNA. RefSeq lists its product as hypothetical. The annotation marks the transcript as partial. The record is from RefSeq and is a predicted model, not a curated record. NCBI's taxonomy places the organism in Eukaryota, Perkinsozoa, Perkinsida, Perkinsidae. The transcript has a single exon.